Molecule: messenger RNA, 955 nt
Organism: Cicer arietinum (chickpea)
Lineage: Eukaryota; Viridiplantae; Streptophyta; Magnoliopsida; Fabales; Fabaceae
Source: RefSeq, a predicted model, not a curated record
AUGGUAAAUGAUCCAGUUGGUCAAUAUUUUGCAUUUGAUCAAGAUGGAGGCUCUUUAGGUCAACUCUCAACAUUAGUACAUAGAGGAUGUUAUAGUGUUUGGGGUAAUGUGAAGGAUGCAAUUUUGGAUCCUAAUGUCAAAAAUCUUUUCCAAAGUAUCAAUGGAAUGCAAUUUUAUCAUUACACGAAGAUAUAUAAAGAGUUGAAUAAUAUGGUUAACAAGGCAAUGACCCAUCUUGGACCAUUAGAUAUUAAAAGGGCUCUCCAAUCAUAUAAGGAAUUUGAGGGAGUCUCAACAUUGAUUGAUGUUGGAGGUGGUGUAGGAGAGACCUUAAAACUCAUUGUCUCUCAAUAUCAUUCAAUCAAAGGAGUUAACUUUGAUUUGCCACAAGUAGUUCGAGAUUUACCUCCUCAUCCAGAUAGGCAUGUGGAAGGAGAUAUGUUUGAAAGUGUUCCAACCGGUGAUGCCAUAUUUUUAAAGUUUGUAUGUCACAACUGGCCAGAUGAAGAAUGUGUGAAGUUUUUAAGUAAUUGUCACAAAGCUUUACCAAAACAUGGGAGGGUGAUUAUUUUCGACUAUGUGAGUCCAGAAGUCCCUAAUUCAAGCAAAAUCUCUAAGCAUACUAAUAAUAUUGACAACCUCAUGUUUUUUGUGACAACUGGAAAGGAAAGAAGUGAAGAAGAAUUCAAGAAUUUAUGUAUGAGAUCCGGAUUUUCCAAAUUUCAUGUUGCUGCCAAAGAUGAUGUAUCAGAAAUGUCAGGGGUUAUAGAAUUUUAUAAAUAAAAGUUAUUUAGUAGUAACUUGGUGGAAUCUCGAUCUCUUGUCAGGGGUUUUAUAAAAUUGUAAAAUAAUGAUGUGCUUGGUAUAUAAUAAGCACAACUAUGUCCAUGUUGGUCUUUUGUUUUUUGUUUUUUUGAAUUUUGUGUGUACUUGAUCUUGUUUUAAAAUGAUUUGG